This is a messenger RNA of Cyphellophora attinorum, 978 nucleotides long. RefSeq lists its product as uncharacterized. Lineage: Eukaryota; Fungi; Ascomycota; Eurotiomycetes; Chaetothyriales; Cyphellophoraceae. The transcript has 2 exons. The coding region runs from base 1 to 978 and encodes 325 amino acids. The record is from RefSeq and is a predicted model, not a curated record.
AUGGCGACGCCAAAGCCGCCUUAUGACCCGGUCAAGAGUAUCGAGGGCAUGUACAAUGGGACACUGACGCGCAUCGCAUACUCGUUCAAGGACACAGUCAACUUUGGACGCGCUCGACGACUGCGAGAUCCAAAUACUGGACGCGAAAUGGUACUUAGAGCACCAGCUGCUUGUGCGCAAACAGAAGCGGGAGCCAAAGCCAGAGAAGAACAAGCCGCCACAGCGAAGAGGAAACGCAGCGAGGAAGAAGACGCCGCCGAGAAAGAGCAAGAGGCCAAGCGUGUCAAGAUUGGGGAGGCAGCCAAAGAGACCGAAGAGGUUCCUGCGCCUGCGGCAGAGAUUGAGAAUGCUGUAGCGACACCGCCGAAGCCAAAACCAACGUCGCCAGUCGCGAUUACCGAUCAAUCACCACAACAGAAGAAGCCAUCGCCUCUAAAACCGCCAGAGCCUGCACCGGAGAAGCCGCCAGAAACCAACGACGAAUUCUCAGUGUCAGCGAAGCCAACUCCAGCGGGUCCUGAAACGGCUGCAACGAUGGAAGGUGCAAACGACUUCGAUCAAUUCGAGUCCAUGUUCGGCGAGCCUACAGGCGACGAUGGAGGCAUGAAUGGCGACGGUGAUCUGGGUUUCGAUCUUGGCCUGAAUGACGAUGUGUUCGGUGAUUCCUCCGCGACCAACGACCAAAACGCGACCGAUUCGUCAGAUCUCAACACUCUUCUACCAGGUUUAGAAAGCUAUGCCAACCAAGACUCGACAGCCGGUGGCACAGGAGACGGUACACAGAACCCGCAGACCAACCCAACGACACAGACGCUCGAUUUCGGUCUACCAGAUCUUGGAGGACCUAACGAAUUCGACAUGAUCUUUGAUGCUGAAAACUUCGAUAACAUGCCAAUGGAUGGAAAUAUGGGUAUGAAUGAUGAGGACGUAAACCUGGACCUGAACAUGGACCUGGAAAGCAUGUUCACAAACAAUUAG